Echinops telfairi (small Madagascar hedgehog) is the source of this 894-nucleotide messenger RNA. RefSeq names its product pyruvate dehydrogenase E1 component subunit alpha, somatic form, mitochondrial-like. The transcript has a single exon. Bases 94 to 591 code for a protein of 165 amino acids. Gene Ontology annotation, molecular function: oxidoreductase activity, acting on the aldehyde or oxo group of donors, disulfide as acceptor. The record is from RefSeq and is a predicted model, not a curated record. Lineage: Eukaryota; Metazoa; Chordata; Mammalia; Afrosoricida; Tenrecidae.
UACUCACACACAGGGCCAGAUAGUUGAAGCUUACAAUAGGGUGGCUUUGUGGAAAUUACCUUCUAUUUUCAUCUGUGAAAAUAACGCUAUUGAAUGGGAACAUCUGUUGAGAGAGCAGCUGCCAGCACUGACUACUAUAAGCGAGGUGACUUUGUUCCGGGGCUCAGGGUAGACGGGAUGGAUGUCCUAUGGGUCCAGGAGACUACAAAGUUUGCAGCUGCCCACUGCAGAGCUGGGAAGGGGCCCAUAUUGAUGGAGCUGCAAGGCCCACGGUUACCAUGGCCACCGCACGAGAGAUCCCAGAAUCAGUUACCUCCCUCAGGAAGAAAUUCAGGAAGGCGCAAGAGAGACCCCAUUAUGCUUCUCAAGGACAGGAUGGUGAACCACAACAUCACCAGCGUGGAAGGACUGGAGGAAACUGAUGUGAAAGUGAGACAGGAAAUUGAGGGUACAGCCCAGUUUGCUACAGCAGACCCAGAACUGCCACUCGCAGAAUUAGGGUACCACAUCGAUGCAGUGACCCACCUUUUGACAUUUGCGGUGCAAAUCGGUGGAUCCAGGUCAAAUCCAUCCGAAAAAGGCAGCAUGUAGAUAUUUGUGUUUUGAGGAAGAAUAGCGCUUUCAUUAAAACGAUACUAUGAUCUACAUUAAAGGAAUAUUAUUUAUACACCUGGCACUUAAAGGUGUUUAAGAAGUAAUUAGUAAGAAUAUUGCAAAAACGUUAGGUUUAAAGGUCUGAAAUAGGAAUGCUGGUGGUCCACCUGAACUAUCAGCCAUUGAAGCCCCCCACUCACUUUCCUACAGAUUUAUUUCCCUGGAAACCCUGUGGAGCCCCUGAGAUGACUCACAGGCUUAGUUAAGCUAGGAAAGAAAUUGGUAAAGGGCUAUACUGUA